CUCCUCCCCCUCUCGUGGGAGCUCCUCCCCCUCCUCCCGGCUCCUCCUCGACGUCGAAGAAGAAGAAGACGGUGAAGUUGUUCUGGAAGGAGCUGAAGCAGGCAGACGGACCUCAGAAGUGUCGCUUCGGUCGAGGGACGGUGUGGGCGUCUCUGGACAAGGUGGAGGUGGACACGAGCCGCCUCGAACUCCUGUUUGAGUCCAAGGCCAAGGAGCUGUCUGUCGCCAAGAAAGGACCAGAGAUCAAAAAAUCUGAGAUUUUGGUUUUGGACCCCAAGAGGAGUAACGCAAUCAACAUUGGCCUGACCGUCCUGCCGGCUGUCCACGUCAUUAAGAGUGCCAUCCUCAACUUCGAUGAGUUUGCCAUCAGUAAGGAGGGCAUUGAGAAGAUCCUCAGCAUGGUGCCGUCAGACGAGGAGAAGCUGAAGAUCCAGGAGGCUCAGUUGGCCAAUCCUGACAUCCCGCUGGGAUCGGCCGAACAGUUCCUGUUAACCCUGGCCUCCAUCAACGCCCUGACCCCCCGCCUCCAGCUCUGGGCCUUCAAACUCAACUAUGAGGUUCUGGAGAAGGAGAUCGCAGAGCCGCUUUUUGACCUGAAGCUGGGAAUGGAACAACUGGCCAAAAAUGAGACGUUUAGGAGAAUCCUGGCAACGCUGCUCGCUAUCGGAAACUUCCUGAACAGCUCAAACGCCAAAGGCUUCGAACUCAGUUACCUGGAGAAGGUGGUGGAGGUGAAGGACACGGUCCACCGUCAGUCCUUGCUGCACCACACCUGCACCUCAGUGGUGAACAAUUACCCAGAAUCCUCGGACGUCUACUCUGAGAUUGCCGCCAUCACGCGUUCAGCUAAAGUGGACUUUGAUCAGCUGUCUGAGAACCUGCUGCAGCUGGAGAGACGUUGCAAAGCAUCAUGGGACAAUCUGAAGGUGGUGGCCAAACACGAAACCAAGGCGGUGCUGAAGAACAAGAUGACAGAGUUCCUGAAGGACUGCACCCAGAGGAUCAUCAUCCUGAAGGUGGUCCACAGGCGGGUCAUCAACAGGUUCCACUCCUUCCUGCUGUUCCUGGGUCAGCCCUCCUCCUCCGUCAGAGACAUCAAGGUGACCAGUUUCUGUCGAAUCAUCAGCGAGUUCGCUCUGGAGUACCGGACCACCCGAGAGCAAGUUCUCACCAUCAAACGGAAACGAGCCGUGCACCGCGAGCGAACCAAGACCCGAGGAAAGAUGAUCACCGAGACGGAGAAGUUCUCCGCGGCGGUGACUCGCUCAGACAGCCCCGCCCACGUCUCCGCGGCGGUGGGGGCGGAGCCUGAUCAGGUGGAGGAGCACAAGCACAUGGAGAACCUGCUGGUCAGUGACGGCGGCGGCCUCGGCCUGGAGCAGAGAGGCCUGAGGCGCUCCAGAGCCGUUCGCAGUUUGGGCAGGGUGAGCCCGUCUCAGGUUUCUGUAGCCAAGGAGGACACGAGCAGCAGUCAGGACGACCCCACUGAUGAGAUCAUGGACCGCCUGGUGAAGUCCGUCACCCAGAAUCCCUCAGUCAAACCAGCCAGCCCAAAGACUCGCAAACGGUCCCGCCUCAACAGGAAGUCAUUGCGGAGGACUCGGGCGAGCGGGAUCAAUCUGGAGGUGGUCCAGGCUCUGGAACUCAACAGAACCAAGACCAAGUCUGAGGCGAGACUGGAGCCCGUGAACCGAUCCAUGAACUACUGAGUCCAGACCACACCAGACCAGAGGUUCCAGCAGACUUUACUGGGUCUGUUUGUCCUGAACUGAAAGCUUGGAUUUAUUAAACUGGGUUUAGGAUCCAGCGGAUGUUUCCUGGUCCGUUCAGGGAAGGUUUCCUGGUACCAAAGGUCAAAACAAACAAGUUUUUAACUUUGAGUUUUUCAAAAUGCUGCAGAAGGUGAAAUAAAGUUCAGAAACUCAAGCUAAAAAUGAGAGAAAUAUUUGCAAAAAACAAUGAUUUUUUAAAUAAAUUCAUUAACGUCAGAAGAAAUGAAACAAUUCAGUAAAACUUAAUGAAAUAUUUAGGUUAUUUAAAAUGUUUUUUUAAAGAUCACAUUUAAAUAUUCAGCUGUGAACCGAGAUUUUUCAGGAUCUGUUCAAGUUUUUCACUCUUCCAGGUUUCAGUAAAAGAAAAAGAAACUGAACAUUUUUCUGAUCAGAAGUCAGUAAAAAAACACAACAGUUAGGUCACAGAAGCCCCGCCCCUUCGUCACUGAUGAAGACUCUACUUGAACACAUGGAUGAACAUUUUUAUGGACGUUUGAAUGUGUUGCUGAUGUUAUUAAUAAAGAUUUUCAACAAAUGA
Molecule: messenger RNA, 2310 nt
Organism: Austrofundulus limnaeus
Lineage: Eukaryota; Metazoa; Chordata; Actinopteri; Cyprinodontiformes; Rivulidae
Product: FH1/FH2 domain-containing protein 3
Exons: 10
Coding region: 399-1709 (436 amino acids)
Biological process (GO): cortical actin cytoskeleton organization
Cellular component (GO): cytoskeleton; cytoplasm
Molecular function (GO): actin filament binding
Source: RefSeq, a predicted model, not a curated record